Molecule: messenger RNA, 3182 nt
Organism: Owenia fusiformis
Lineage: Eukaryota; Metazoa; Annelida; Polychaeta; Sabellida; Oweniidae
Source: the annotation of a GenBank genome assembly
GUGGGAAUUUCGCAAAAGUAACUAAUGAGACCUGAUUUUAUUAUUGCAGAUUCAACAUUUAGACGCAAAUAACGUAAAUGAGAGAAAAGGUUGAAAGUGGAAAACCUGACGAUGAUGAUAUUCACAUAAAGGGGAAUGACAAACAUCACAACACAGGAAUUCACUUUAUGAUUGCAUAGAUGAAAGAAGACCUUUUCGAGAAUAAUAAUCAACUGCAACAUGUGGCAUUAUUCAGGUGUAUAAAUAGAAAUGGUUUGUUAGAGAUACAACAAGGACUAACAAUCUCGCGAAAUAUGCAAGUAUUUAAAUUCUCGUCACAUUAAUGUAUUUCUUCUAAGUAUCAAAAUAUACGGUUAUUACAGCUAUUACGACAUCAUAAAGUAUUGUGUCUCUUUAAAGAGCUAAAAACGGUUGGAUCAUUGAGAUAUUGGAACAUUAUAGUGAUUUUAGUGCCAGUAACUAUGGCUCAAGUGAAGUGAAUAUGAUAAUUGGUAUAUAAAGAGAACAAGACUUCUCAUAUAUAUUUAGACGGAUUUGAAGUUGGAGCGAAUUGCGUAAAUAGUUCCGACCGAUUUACUCCCGCAAUCAACGAAUGUAUAUCGAUACGCUACAACAGUGGCGCCGACACAAGUGGUAUUUAUCAAUAUGAUCAACGCAAAAAAUUAAUAGCUUGAUUCGGUUACUACUUAUAUACGGGAGAAAUACAGUGCUUUAAUUCAAGAAAAGAAAGUGUACGUUUCUGAUUAAGGAGUCCCAUCAGUGCGAACUUCAUCGAUACUGACACUGACUCUAAGGAUUCGAAUAAAAAUUGCAAGUCUCUUGUGGAUUCCCGAGUUCUUUGAGUGAUUGACAUGGAAACAUUGGAAAAACUACGCUAGUAGAAUAAACAACGAAUUGUGCACUCUCAGUCCUAUUUAGAUGGACUAAAUCUGGCAAGCACCAUUCAUUAUAUUAAUUCACUGACUAAUCAUUUCUUUCUUAAAAAGGGACAGCACGGUAACGUAUUUUAUGAUAAAACAUCAUUGUCGUAAAGUUCUGGAGAAAAUUAUCAAGAAGCACAAGAUUAAAACUGCAACACAAGCUACAAAAAAUCAGCGGGGUAAGAGGAAAUGGAUGCAUAUGAGUUGGACAGAAAUGCGACAAACUAUACCGGAAUCAUGUCAAUUGUGAACAUAAGCAUGACUGAAAGCCCUAUUAAUAUGACAGGUGAUGAAUCUAGAACUUCUAAUUAUGACCCCUGUAACGAGUUUGAUUUGAUUAUCUAUACUAUAUUAAUCGGGAUUAUCUCAGUGAUCGGACUAACAGGGAAUACCCUAUCAAUAAUCGUUCUGGAGAAGGAGAGGAAUAAAUCGACGACGUCUUUGCUGCUCCAAUCGUUGGCGGUGUCGGACAAUUCAUUACUUAUUCUCUCCUUAUUAGCGUUUACCAUUCCACAGGCCUAUCUUUACACCGGAAAUGUGGAAACUUGGAAAAGGAUCAUGUACAUUUUGGAGAGAUAUAUCGCUCCCCUACUUCAGAUGCCACAUGUUGCGUCAGUGGGUUUAACCGUAGUGGUAACUAUAAAUCGUUACAUCGCCCUUUGUAGGCCGCUUACGUCAAUGAGAUGGGAGACGCACUUCAGAGUCCGCCUCCAGAUAACGGCUGUUGUACUGUUCUCCAUUCUGUAUAAUGUCCCGCGAUUCUUUGAUUUUUAUGUCAUUGGCUAUGAGAGCAAUAACAAAACGAUGCCAUUAAUACUGGGGUACGACAAUGCGUAUAACAUCGCAUACAGGACGAUAUCCUAUAUCUUAAUAAUGUACACAGUGCCUUUGUUAACCCUGGCUAUUCUUAAUACGAAACUAAUCAUCGAACUUAAGAAAGCUGCGAAAGAACGAGUUAGAAUCUCCACAUGUUCCCGAAGCAUGCGACGCAAUGAACAGGUGGCGGGGCAUCAACAUGACGUCACACUCAUCCUAAUCGUUGUCGUUAUAGUCUUUAUCGUUUGCCAGACACCUUGCUUUGUCAACCAGUUCCUGUGGGUUUUCAGGGACCCGCCUAGAUGCGGCGAGGUCCACUAUUACUAUACCCGCACUAGUGACAUGCUCGCCAUACUCAACUCGUCUGUCAACUUUUUCGUAUAUUGUCUUUUUGGCAAGAAAUUUCGUCAGACUUUGGCAAACACAUUUGAAUGUCGGAGAAAGUCACGAAGACUUGUACUUUCAUUUAAAAGCAUGAACGGAUCGGGCAAAUAUCACACAAAUGGAUUCUCUUCACCAAAUACGACAACAACAAAUACUGAAAAUGUUAUGUAUAUUUCUCCCGAUAGUCAAUUGCCAAAAAAGGUAGGUUAUGCCUAAAUUGACCCAGAAAUGCCCCUCAUAAUUAGCAACUGACACAUCUUACAAUUCAUUGAUGUUUGCAAUGUUGGAUUAUAUGUAAUUAAAUGGUAACAUUUUUCCUAAAACAUAUUUCAAGGCCAAAUGCCUAAAUUGACCCAAAAUGCCCCUCAUAAGCAACUGACACACUUUACAGUUCAUUGAUGUUUGCAAUGUUUAUGCAGAUUUAUCUAAGUUCUAUACCGCUUCCAAGAUCUAAAGAACUAGCUGCUGUGAGAAAUAAACAGUUCAAUGAGAGAGUGACAUGCACUUUUUGAAUACGUAUAAUAUCCACGAUUGAAUUAACUCCAUUAAAAACAUUAUAGAUCAUUAAGAUGAAUGGAUAUCAACUGCCCAGUUGGCGCAAUAAUCCGAGUGCUUUAUAAUUAGUAUCCGUAGCCAUCAACAUUAGGAGAUACAAUAGAACCAUAUGCAUAUCAUACUUGGAUUAUAUGUUUCAAACAGCGGUCACCAGGCAACAAAUCUCUUUCAUUCAGAGCCAGUGGUCAGAAUCAAAUACCUUUUCGACCGUUAUAGUAUCUUUCAAAAUGGCGGAUAAGUCCUUUCCGAAGGCAAUGAAAAACUACUUCAAUUCGAUGAAAAGUAAAAAAUGGUAGCCGUCACCCUAUAUCGUUCGCCUAUUUGAAGGAUACAAUUGACACUAUUAAUGUAUCCCCUAUACUGGACAGGACACUGCCCGGUGAUGUGUAUUGAAAAAAGCAACUGGAUACUGUGACGAAACUUAUGAAAUUAUAGAGAAUGUUGUAUCUCAGUUAUUAAGAGUCAAAUGGUAGCUAUAUAUCUAUAAUGUAUGAAUAUGUAUAAAGA